UAGUUAACGUUACGGGCUUAGGGCACUUUCAGGUUAUGCCUUUCGUUCUUCCUCUUCCGGUAGCAAUUUCUCUCUGUUUGAUCUUUCGCCAUGGAUGAUUCUCAUACCAGUCUUCCUACCAGCCAUUUACUGGGUUCAGUUCCUGCUGUGAUCAUUGAAGAUAAGAAAACCACUAACUAUCAGGUCCCUGAGGCAAACUUGCAAAUAUUUCCUCCCACUGAUGGAGGAGAUAGAGGGAGGGGAUAUCAAACUCUUGGAAGUACAAAUGGAGAUGAACAACAAGCGACAAAUGGUUGGAAGGGAGUGUUUUGUGUUUCGUCAUACACACAGUAUUUCAAUGUGGAUACUGAUAUUGUUCUUGAAAGAAUUAUAAGUUCUUUGAAUCCUCUUGGGGGAAACUUUUUCAGCAAGAUUGAUGCUAACCCUGACCUUUAUGGGCUGAUUUGGAUUUCCACCACGUUGGUCAUUGUGCUUGCUUCGCUUGGGAACUGUGCCACCUACCUGAUGCGCAAACGAAAUGAUAGCAGCACAUCCUGGAGCUUUGACGUCAACUUUCUGAACUUGGCUGCCUGUGCAGUGUAUGGUUAUGCAUUUCUGGUGCCUUUGGCAUUUUACUUUUUGAUUCAGCAUCUUGGAUCAAGUGCAAGCCUUGUUCGUUUCUGGUGUAUGUGGGGAUAUUCUCUCUUCAUCUUUAUCCUCAGCUCUAUUCUGUUGCUAAUCCCUGUUGAGAUCCUUCGGUGGAUCAUUAUAAUUCUCACCGGUGUGGCUUCAGCUUCCUUUGUUUCUCUAAACAUAAAGUCUUUCAUCGAGGCAACUGAUCUCAUGAUAGUGGUGGUGGCAGCAUUUGUUUUGCAAGUUGCUCUAGCACUUUUCAUCAAGAUCUGGUUCUUCCCAUAAAUCUCAGAUGCUAUACUCAAAGGUGGGUAUUAAUAUCCUGAAAGAAAAAGAGAAUUAAAAAGAUGGCAUCCAAUAGGGCGAUGGUUGCUACGUUCAUGUUCAACUUUGUAUUGUAAGUCCAGUGAAGGAAUCAGGGAAGCCAAAAGAGACGAAAUUACACUGACAAACACUGGGUGUUGAUGAUAUUCAAGUAAUGUCUCAGGUGGUUGUUUGAUUGAAUGGUCACUGUUUUAGUGUUUGAUAAUUAGAAUUAAAAACUUAAAAUGAUGUUUUAGUGUUUGAUACAGAGAAAUGAAAUCAAGCUCCAAUAUACUUCAGGGCACUUGUGAAAUUUAUAGUCUGGCAAGGCAGUAUAAAUAUAAAUAUAAUGUCAAGUU
This is a messenger RNA of Telopea speciosissima, 1274 nucleotides long. RefSeq names its product protein YIPF1 homolog. Gene Ontology annotation, cellular component: Golgi apparatus; membrane. NCBI's taxonomy places the organism in Eukaryota, Viridiplantae, Streptophyta, Magnoliopsida, Proteales, Proteaceae. Gene Ontology annotation, biological process: vesicle-mediated transport. Gene Ontology annotation, molecular function: small GTPase binding. The coding region runs from base 91 to 897 and encodes 268 amino acids. The transcript has 7 exons. The record is from RefSeq and is a predicted model, not a curated record.